Molecule: messenger RNA, 2383 nt
Organism: Acanthaster planci (crown-of-thorns starfish)
Lineage: Eukaryota; Metazoa; Echinodermata; Asteroidea; Valvatida; Acanthasteridae
Gene: cfap298
Product: cilia and flagella associated protein 298
Biological process (GO): regulation of cilium movement
Source: RefSeq, a predicted model, not a curated record
GCGCCGCCAACGCCAGCGCCACACUCGAUUCGACUGGGGCUAAUGGAGGCCACUUGCGUUGCUUAGAUAGCGGCGACAACCAACGAUCAGUGCUUAUAUAUACAAUUUUGGCAUCAUCAUGGUGAAACUGCACGUCAAACACAGAGAUGAAAGUCAGUUCUUAUAUGAUACCACUGUCAACACAACAGUUGAUGACCUGAUCAAGGAAUUAGUCAUUAUCUAUAAUGGAAGGCUCAAGAUUGGCAGAUUAUGUCAAGAGAUGAAGGAGCUAUCUGAACACGGUAUCAGCUUACCACCUAACAUGCAAGGACUAACUGAGGAACAGAUAGAGGAACUCAAAUUGAAGGAUGAGUGGGAAGCCAAAUGUGUACCAAGUGGUGGAGCUAUAUUUAGCAAGGAUCCAAUUGGCAGGAGGAAUGGUUAUGCUUGUAAUGAAAAGAUGAAGGAAGUAAUCUCCAAGACAAUAAGUGAGGCAACUAAAGCUGUAUCCAAGGAUCUUGUAAAGAGCAAUAUGUACUUGACAGAGCAGACAGUGAAAGAUUCAUUGGAUCAGUUGAGAGGAGCUGUAAUGAUAGUGUAUCCCAUGGGACUACCACCACAUGAUCCUAUCAGAAUGGAGUUUGAGAAUAAAGAAGAGUUAGCUGGUACUCAGGCAUCUCUUGAUGUACUCGAAGAGGCUAAUGCUUGCUUAUGGUUCUCAGGAAAAGAAAUGCAACGAGGAAAGAAGCUCUUGGAUAUUGUAGGGAAGAAUGAAAAGACAAAGAUUAUUGUCAAGAUACAAAAGAAGGGACAAGGGGCUCCUGGUAGAGAACCAGUCUUCAGUCAGGAUGAACAGAAAGAAAUGAUGGCUUAUGCUUACAGGAAACAGGAAGAAAUGAAGAAACUAGAGACUGAAAUGGAUGAUUCUCAUCUUGGGGCUGAAUGGGCAGAUCCAAAUAGCUUGAAGCGACAGUUCCAUGGACUACGAGAUGUGAAAUGGGGAGGCACACGCUGACGGCUCUGGGUGACAUCAGUAAUGUAAAUAUCCAUGUAAAUAUCCACGUUUCAGGAGGAAUGAAUCACUUUGUCUCACAGGCAGGUAACAUUCCCUCUGGUUUUAUGAAAAGUGAACAUUGACUUUCAAAUUACAUUGUAAAUACUACAAUGAUAUCUAAAAUUCUUCCAAUUCCCAAUAUGGCAUGCAUGUACAUUAGUAAAAAGUGGGAAAUUCCCAUGUGUAUUUGCCAUAUACUGAGCCCAUAUUGCAGUUGCCAAAUGACUAAUGAAUCAGUGCUAAUCAAUCAAAGCACUGACUUCAUUGAAUCAGCUUUUUCAAUGAAGAUCAUCUUUUCAUUUGACAUGUAAACAGCACAUACACUGUACAUAGGUGAAAUAAUUCACCUGAGAAUUAUGAAAAAAUAAAAAUACAAAUCGAGUGAAGGAGACAUACACUGAGAUACACUGUAUUUUAUUUACAGUCCUAAACUAUAAUAUAAAUAUCUGUAUGUACAAUGGAAGCAUAGAAUUUGUCAAGUGAAAAUGACUGACUAACGAUGCACAAAUAACUUACACAGACAAUCACCUCUGUUUGCCUUGUACAUAACACCUUUUUGCACCUGUGAAAUUAUUUUAUGCAUACAUUUUUAACAAUAUGGCUAUUUCUUUUUACAUGCACAGGUAUGAAUCUAAAAUUAAUUAGAAAGGAUCAUAAAUAAUGAAUCAUUUAUUGUCUCAGUAAAAACGCCAAGGCAAAGAAAGUGGAUAUGUUACAUUGAAUAGAAUCACUUCAAAAGCUGGUAUUAAAAUGAAUACCAAAAUACCAGCAGCAUACCACCACAAUCUAUGAUGCUCCAGCGUUUGUUUUGAACAUUCCUUACAGUUUCACAAAUAACACCACGUCCGUUACGAGAUUUAUUUCCUUCAAGUUGAGCAACACUUAAGUAACAACUGUUUGAUGCCCACAUAAAUAUAUACAUGUACACACCUCCUUGCUGAUGAAUGUAUACAUGUUCCCAUUUCCAAUGGCUUAUUGCCAUGAUCGUAUAUAUUUCCCUAAUUAGUAGUAUGCAUAAAUUAUGGAUUGGCAAAUAUUAAUAAUGAGGUAGGAAUUUAACCAAAAACUAACAUUAAAUUUAAGGACAGCUUGCCAUACAAAAGCAUGCAUUAUUAUACCUAAUGAAAAAAUACCCAGAUUUGUGAAUUAUACAGUUGUUCAACACUGCCCAACAAAAAAUCAGGCCAAGGUAUUGAGCAAUUCCAAACUGUUACUACAUAAGUAGCCCUACCCUGAUAGGUUCAGCUGUAGCUACUAUAUUUAAUGCUGGAAUACAUGUGGGUAAUUCCAGAAAUUAGGGGUCCCAUUUUUUUGUGUCCCUGUCACAUUUGACAUAUGAUUUUGUAAGCU